Theileria orientalis strain Shintoku is the source of this 393-nucleotide messenger RNA. Its product is annotated as 40S ribosomal protein S15A. NCBI's taxonomy places the organism in Eukaryota, Apicomplexa, Aconoidasida, Piroplasmida, Theileriidae. Gene Ontology annotation, molecular function: structural constituent of ribosome. Gene Ontology annotation, cellular component: cytosolic small ribosomal subunit; ribosome. The record is from RefSeq and is a predicted model, not a curated record. The transcript has a single exon. Bases 1 to 393 code for a protein of 130 amino acids. Gene Ontology annotation, biological process: translation.
AUGGUGCGCAUGAGCGUUCUGGCCGAUUGCCUCAAAUCAAUCGUAAACGCAGAAAAAAGAGGAAGACGUCAAGUGCUAGUGAGACCCUCCUCGAAAGUGGUGGUCAAGUUCCUGCAAGUUAUGCAGAAACACGGCUAUAUCGGAAACUUCGACAUAGUCGACGACCAUCGCAGCGGAAAAAUCGUAGUUGAGCUGCUGGGAAGGAUCAACAAGUGCGCAGUGGUCUCGCCGCGCUACGACCUGACGCUGGACGACCUGGAGCAGUGGUCCUCGAACAUCCUGCCCAGCAGGCAGUUCGGACACCUGGUGCUGACGACGGCGUACGGAAUCAUGGACCACGAGGAGGCGCGCCGCAAACACACAGGAGGAAAGAUCCUGGGCUUCUUCUUCUAA